Molecule: messenger RNA, 708 nt
Organism: Paramecium sonneborni
Lineage: Eukaryota; Ciliophora; Oligohymenophorea; Peniculida; Parameciidae
Source: the annotation of a GenBank genome assembly
AUGUUGAUAUUUGUGAUUGUCUCUUUCGUCCAGUGUCUUCAAGAAUAUGAAAUCCUUAUAGGAUAUCCUCAAAUAAUAGAGUAUUAUUCAACUCCAGGGAUAAUAGUCGAAUAAAAUCUCACAUCAACAUCAGAAAUCGAUUUAACUACUUUUCCUUGUUAAGUUAUGCCAUAGCAACUAAUCAAUCAAAAUAUGUUAGAUUAAUCAUUGCCUAUCAUUCCGUAAUAUUUGGCAGAAUAAUUUUCAUAAUAUUUUGAUGAUGGACAUUUUUUAGGAUUGAUUCCUCAUAUAAUAUCAUUUGUCAACAUUGAAAAUGAUGUAGCAAUUUUAACAAAUCAAGCUGAACUUAUAUACAUUCGAUUUCUAAAUGAAACUUUUAUUGUCUCAGACAAAAAGAAUCUCAACAUAAAUUUGACCAUACUAUAAUAUCCUAUUUUUAUGGAAAUAAUAAAAAAUCAGCUCAUAAUUAUAAUGUAUUCAGACACUGUUGGUAUAACUUUAGAUGUAAAUUCUACAAAAAUAUUUUCAAAAUCUUUUCGAAUUUAUGAAUCAUUUAAUACUAGUAAAAUCUCGAGUGUAGCUGUUGUUAAUAAUAUGUUAUUUAUUGCUAUGGGUGUUGGAGGUUUAAAAAUAUUCCAAUUAUCAGGAUAAAUAUUAGGUUCAAUUGAUUUUGGNGCAAAUAUUCUUAGAAAUUAUCAAAAAAGUUGA